AUGCAACGUCCUCCCAUUUUCAGAGUCGCUCGCCGUCGAGACUACGUCAAUGGGACUGUGCAACGAGACUGGUUUACGACACGAACCCCAAAAGAUCGUGAAAACAUCAUCGAGGACAUGCGAGCAACCGCACCAAAAGUUCCACCCCACAAGUGCGGAGUCUUGGUCCUAAUCGGAGAUUAUGUUUGGUGCCCCAUUUGGGCUCUGCUCCUUGUGGCAGCAUCAUUUGGAGUCAUCGAAAUUGAAGACAUGGAGGCGUUGAUGCGCAAUCUCAGCGUAGACAAUAAUUGA
This is a messenger RNA of Cylindrotheca closterium, 291 nucleotides long. NCBI's taxonomy places the organism in Eukaryota, Bacillariophyta, Bacillariophyceae, Bacillariales, Bacillariaceae. The record is from the annotation of a GenBank genome assembly.